AGCACCACCAUCACCGUUUCGAUUUCAUUAUUGGACUUUCUUUCCGUAAACACUGAUCGUGGUGGACAAGCUCAUGACUCGUAUUUUAUUUUACAGGAUCUGGAUUCAUCUUACAUCAUUAGUGUGGCAGAGAGAGCAUGUGGGAGUCACAUGCAUGCAGAAGAUGAGCGGUAAACAGACGAUUGGAGCACAGCCCGCCUCUGAGCACUCUGCACUAUGAACAGCACCACACAGCCCCCUCACAUUAUCAAUGGAGAUGCGGCCGUUAGCUAUGUGCUCAUCCCGUUCUUCCUCAUCACUGUGAUCGGGAUUAUUGCUGCAGUGGUGAUGUACAUAAGAAGAAAGCGAAGGAUUGAUAGACUGCGGCAUCAGUUGCUGCCGGUCUACACAUAUGACCCAACUGAAGAGCUGAAUGAGGUGGAGCAGGAAAUUAUUUGGAAAGAGGAAGACACGAAGGUGGUAAAGGGUUGGAUGAGGACAUAUCAACAGCGGCGACCCUUACUAUCAAAGGAUCCUGAUGCAUAAAAAUGAAGUGGCCUGUAUUGCAGAUUCAGAAGAUGGAGAAUUUUGAGCAAUAAACUACUGAUUUACCUUUUGAAGCAAUGAAUCUAGAAGAGAAAUGAGAAGUCUACAGGGUGCCGGAGACUCCUCAUGUGGGUUACCUUCAAGCGUUGGGAUGGUACUUGUUCACCUCAGGUCUCUUCCUGCAAAUAUGGUCCAAUAUAGAGCCACAUUUUCACCUCUUGAAGAGCAGCAAAUUUGUUGUCUGAACAACGCUCGGUUGCUAAGGCUCAAGAAGGACUUUUACUGUUAUGAUUCUUUAUUUAUUCUAGUUUUAUGUAUUCUGCUGAUGUUCUGUACUAUUAAAUCCCUGUCUGGGCCAUUCAGUUUAAUGAGUAUGCACGAAUGUGAUGUGUUCUGGGUUUGUAAACCAAAACCAUGCUAGGUUACAGUGGCUGGCUGAUCCUUUAAACCAGCUGUUCUCAACUGGUUUUGCUUCAGGACCUAGAUAUUAUAGUACCAACAUAGUUUAGAAUGAAAAAGUAAGCAAAUAUGUCCCUUAAAUCAAACCAUUUUGAUGGUUUCAUACUCAGUGCAAAACACAUUGCGGUCGGCAUAACUCGUAUUUAAUGUAGUCUUAGUUGUGUUUUCUUUAAAGCUGUUUUCAUAACCCAGCUUUGAUUGAGGGCAUGCCAUGUUUAGCAUCUGGAAAUUUCUCUAGGUUCUACCAAAUGACAGAUGGCUUUGAGGCGAAAUACUGUACAGUUUCAUUGGACACACUGCUCUAAAAGUCAACAAAACAGAUGGGAAGCAUUUACUCCACCCUUUUAAAUGUUGAUCAGCCUAUUUAUAUUCAUAUUCUGACCCUACUUGUCCACUGGUGUGAAAGUAAUCCGCUUAAUAUCACCCGAUACGCUAGAGGUCUGUAACUGGGGGUGCAUCGGUAAAAUGUAUAGUCAUGUGGUUAUCUUCAGUCAGUACUUUUCAUGCACUUUAAAAGUUCGAUUUCAGUCAGAAGUCUUUUUAAAAUGUCAGUGUUUAGUUGGACUGUAAUGUGGCAGCCUGAUUUUCGGGAAGUCGGACUAACAGUAGUGUGCCGAGUUAGAGGGAUAAAAAAAGUGUCACUUUUCAACUACGUCAUUUUUACAGCUGACAUCAUUCCUCCAAAUAUUCGAUUACACAUUGUGUAAUGUAAACUUGGACAGACAGAUGAGGACUGACGCAAAAACCCGCUGUAGCAAGAUUUUAACUGCGCAUGUAAACGUACUGAGUGUGGUGUAUUGCUGUGUUCCAUUCAUCUCGGAAAAUCGCAAUUUCCAACUUCUACUUGCAUCUUCAACUUUCCUCUUGUAUAUAUGCAAUGGAAUGGCAAUUGAAGCCGAAACGCCAACUUGGAUACUCGUGCGGAAAUCCUCAACUCCAAUUUCGCACAGAUGCAGGUGCGUGACAUCACUCAAAAAUGUCGGCACCCAGGAAGGUGUACAACAGAGGAUGGAUUUUGUGGAUUUUGCCGAUACUGAUAACUACAGUGGUGGGAAAGGGGCGAUAACCGAUUAAUCGGCCAAUAGUUUUUAAAAUCGAUUUAUAGAAGGUCAAAAACAUUUCUUAUUCUUUCCUUACAAUAACGGGCACAGACAAAGAGUCCAAAAUAAAUAAAAUCCCAGAUGCAGUUUAUUGUGCAACCAAAAUAAAGAUUUGGUGCAUAACGCGGAACUUUUAAGUACAAACGAGCCCAAAACACACCGGAGACUCUUAUUUUGAAAUGACGAAACGAUGAAAAAACUAUCUGCAACUAUCGGCAUAAAUUUUUGCCGAUAAAGAUAGUUCUAAAAAGCAACUAUCGACACAGAUUAAUCGGUAAAACCCAUAUAUCGGUCAACCUCUAGUGUACAAGAUAAUGAUAAACAAUCACUUUUAAGCACAUAAAAACAUAAAUGAGUGAAAGUUCCUACAAUACAUGAUAUUAAAAUUAGUUUAGCAAGUGUUUGCGGAGACAGGUGCAUUGAAUACAGUAAAUUGCCAACUCUUUUGAUAAUCAUACACGUAGAACAGAUGCUAGUAUUGCAAAGCAUCGUUUAUCCUUCGCUAUGGUUGCUAGGAUACGUUUCCGUGGACAGUCUAACCUGCUACUCUAGUGGGAGCUUUACAGUUUUGUUUUCCUAUAGGCUACAUCAUCUUCCGAGCAUUGGGCAAUGGAAUUAUUUUACGUUCAGAGAUCGGAGAUAUAACAAUGUAUGUUACAAUGAUCGUGUUUCCAUCCAAGGAGAAAUAUUGUAAUAUCAGAUUACAAAUUCAUCACUUCUGGGGAAGAUGGAGAAGAUGCCGCCCAAUUUAGUGGGGUGGGGGAUCCUUGCCGCCCACGCUUGCCGUCCCUGGCAAGAUCCCACCCCGGGCAGCUGCCCGUGUCGCCCAUGCCUAAAUCCGCCACUGUCUGUCGCCUUCUGUUCCCUUAACCCUGGACACACUUAUGCUCUAGGUAUGUCAGGAGAAUGCCUGCAUGUGAUUGAGAUUUUUACCAUGAUGGGAUGGUGCAAAAUUGAGCAUUAUUUAUUUGCCAUUUUUAAUUGAAUUGGAAAUUAUGCAAUGUGUUUAGUGGCUUAUUUUACAGUCGCUAGAAUGGCCUUGCUGUUAAAGAUGUGUUACUGAGUGAAGAUAGUAGUUGGAUUGGUUGGAUAAUUCAAACAUACGUUAUACUCGACUCAAGCCUGUCGAGUGCAAAAAACCAUUAGUGAUCAACAACUGGUGGUAGGAGGUCGAACCAAAUACCUAUGCUCGCUACUUGGCCAAAAGUAUAUGGACAACCCCUUCUCAUGUUUGGCUAUUCUAGCUACACCCAAUACUAACAGGUACAUACUUGUAAGUAUAAACUUCAGCCAUGUAAAAUGUAGAAUGGGGAAUACUGAAGAGUUCAGUGACUUUGAUUCUGCUGUGGAAGAACUUGACUGGCCAGCACAAAGCCCAGAACCCCAUUGAACACCUUUGGGAUGAAUUGAAACAGUGACUGCGAGACAGAUUGUAACACCCAAUAUCACUGUUUGUCCUCACUGAUCCUCUUGUGUCUCAAUGGGAGCAAAUCAUUCAGAAGAGUUGAAGCUUUUAUUGCAGCAAAAAGAGGACAAACUCUUUGAAACUUUGAAAUUAAAUGUUCAACAAGCACAUACGAGGUCGUGUUCGGGUGGCUACAUACUUUUGGCCAUGUAGUGUAUGUUCAGAACCUGGAGUUCAGCACUACUGAUUUAAUGCCCCUGAACGAAAACCAACUGUUUAAAGUACUGUUACUGAAUAAACUUCUGCACGAAGUACUGUGUAUUUGUAUUUCUUAAAGGAAUGUUCCAGGUUCAAUACAAGUUAAGCCCAAUGUUGCAUAAUGUUGAUUGCCACAAGAAUUAAUUUCGACUCGUCCCUUGUUUAUUUCUACAGUAAGACACUUACAAAGGAAGUGAAUGGGGCCAGUCCAUAAAAGUAAUAAAAUAGACCCUGUUUCAAAAGUAUAGCCACAAAACAUUUUACGGAUUAUGUGGGAUAGAAUAUACUGGCAUUACAACAUUUACCAGAUUACAGGGUUUACCUGUGUGGCGUUGUCAUGACAAUGAAGUUGUAAUAUUGAAUACAACUUUAACAGAUUGAUCACUCUGAAUUCGGCGACAGGAGGUCGAAACUUCUGCUGCUGAAAUCGGUCUGUACUUACUACUGAAAUUCAAAGCACUCCCCCAGUGGCUGAAGUGGUAACUGUUUAUUUUUAUUUUUAUGUGUGAGCUUCAGUUUCCAGGUGAAAUGUCCACAGAUUCGCCCCAAAAGUUUUUAGUUGGUUUUAUCAACUUUACCCCAAACCCCAACUCUUAACAUGACUGUUAGUGGAGUACAAAUUUUAGACAGAAAAUGGUACCUCCGAAUCGCACUCGUCAUUGAUUAUGUGAAUGCGAUUAAUUCCUGUUUUUUUAAGACCAGAACCCAUGUCUCUGAGGGUGCUCAUGCAACAUGCUACCAGUAACGCAACAGGAGAUGGUAAAGACAUUUGAAUUAAUGCAAAAAGGUGUGAUGGAAGAUGGCGCUUGUCAGUAACUCAGAAAAUUGGCGCAUGUGUCAGGGUACUGGAAUAUUCUGCAGCAACAUGUCGACUUCCGUGUGAAUAUGUUGACUUUACACAGAUAAGGUUAGUAAGAAUAUAAUGUUUACAUCUUGUGGCUAUACUUUUGUGCAAAUAAAUUACAGUUUUGUGUAUAUGACUGGCCCCAAUAACUUCCAUUGUAAGUGCCUUACUGUAAUGGUGAUUUACUUACUUUUAUUUUUUUAUCCCCUUUUCUUCCCAAUUUGGAAUGCCCAAUUCCCACUACUUAGUAGGUCCUCUUGGUGGCAGUUACUCACCUCAAUCCGGGUGGCGGAGGACAAGUCUCAGUUGCCUCCGCUUCUGAGACCGUCAAUCCGCACAUCUUAUCACGUGGCUCGUUGUGCAUGACACCACGGAGACUCACAGCACGUGGAGGCUCAUGCUUCUCUCCACGAUCUACGCACAACUUACCACACGCCCCAUUGAGAGCGAGAACCCCUAAUUGCAACCACGAGGAGGUUACCCCAUGUGACUCUACCCUCCCUAGCAACCGGGCCAAUUUGGUUGCUUAGGAGACCUGGCUGAAGUCACUCAGCACACCCUGGAUUCAAACUCGCGACUCCAGGGGUGGUAGUUAGCGUCAAUACUCGAUGAGCUACCCAGGCCCCCGAUUAUUUAUUUUCACACGAGGGGGCGAGUCGAAAUGUUUUUGUGGUAAUCAACAUUAUUCCACAAAUCCUUCUUCCAGAAAUAAGUUGAUUCUGGUUGCCCAGAUUACAUUUUCCAGUGUCUUUUUGCUACAAUGCCAGAGUAGCAGUUCCAGGAACCAUUUAACUUAAUAUUUUAAGGAAGUGCUGUCUUUUGUUGACCUUUUUUAUUAUGUAAUUGGUGUUCUGUUGAAAUAAGCUGACAUCAACUAGUUUGAAACGUGUAACGGGGCAUUUUAUUGUUUUUUUAAUGAUCAUAGGUUUGUGGUUCUUGUAUCAUUUAUGGUUAUUGUAUUUGAAUGAUGCAUACAAAAAAGUGAUUUGGCCAGUGGCAAAAUAAAAAUGUUAUGUUAAUAUUAUGAAGUUUAUAAAAUUGAGUUGGCUGACCGUAAGGAAAGUCAAAGUCAAGCUCAAUUUGAGAAUUGGAUGCAGGCAGGUGUAAACUGACUCCUGGUUUUGUAGUGCUGUACCAGGUUUACUGCAUUUAAACAGAUAGGCAAACUAUAUGAGUCCACCUGCAGGUGUAGCUCCUAUCAGAUAUCUGAAUGCAGAAAUGUUUUCAUGACCACGGAUGUGAGGUCCUCUAGUUCAUCUGUCACCUUGUUAAUGACUUCCAAAAUCAUUUAUUUUAACAAGCUGAUUUGUGUAUUUUUGUUUGUUGUUGAAUCUCUGUUAUUAAAGUUCUUGCUUUAUUAUGC
Molecule: messenger RNA, 5954 nt
Organism: Myxocyprinus asiaticus (Chinese sucker)
Lineage: Eukaryota; Metazoa; Chordata; Actinopteri; Cypriniformes; Catostomidae
Product: small integral membrane protein 29-like
Exons: 6
Coding region: 217-525 (102 amino acids)
Source: RefSeq, a predicted model, not a curated record